Messenger RNA from Salvia miltiorrhiza (redroot sage), 1453 nucleotides. RefSeq names its product probable inactive purple acid phosphatase 29. Lineage: Eukaryota; Viridiplantae; Streptophyta; Magnoliopsida; Lamiales; Lamiaceae. Gene Ontology annotation, cellular component: cytoplasm. The coding region runs from base 176 to 1303 and encodes 375 amino acids. The record is from RefSeq and is a predicted model, not a curated record. The transcript has 3 exons. Gene Ontology annotation, molecular function: hydrolase activity, acting on ester bonds.
AAUUUCACAAAGUCAUGCACAAUAAUGUCACGGGCAACUGGGCAGUUGGGAAACAUCAAUUGCGUGCCUACCCUCGUAUAUAUACUCACUACUUCUUCCACAAAUUACAACUUCUUCCACAAAUUCUCGCUCUUAUUCCCUUCCCUCCUUCAUUGUAGUGGCGCAGCCGAAUAGAAUGAGAGCCCUAGCGCUGUUGUUACUGGUGGUGGUGGCUUUUAUGAGCAGCGGCGCCGCAGCAGUCGGGCGGCAGCUGAGGUUCGGCGGCAAGCGAGGCGAGUUCAAGAUUCUCCAGGUGGCGGAUAUGCACUUCGGCGACGGCAAGAGUACCCCCUGCGAGGACGUGCUCCCCCGCCAGGUCGCCAGCUGCUCCGAUCUCAACACCACCGCCUUCAUCCGCCGCAUGAUCCUCGCCGAGAGGCCGAAUUUCAUCGUCUUCACCGGGGAUAAUAUAUACGGAUUCGACGCGAGCGACGCGGUGAAGUCGAUGAACAGUGCGUUUGGGCCUGCGGUGUCGGCCGGCAUCCCGUGGGCGGCGGUGCUGGGGAAUCAUGACCAGGAGUCGACUCUGUCGAGGGAAGGCGUGAUGACGCAUAUUGUGGGGAUGAAAAACACGCUGUCGCAGCUGAACCCCGCCGGACCUCACGUCGUGGAUGGAUUCGGGAACUACAAUCUGGAGGUUCGUGGAGUAGAAGGUUCUAGAAUAGAGAACAAAUCGCUUCUGAAUCUCUACUUCCUCGACAGCGGCGAUUACUCUACCGUCCCCUCCAUUCCUGGCUAUGGCUGGAUCAAGCCCUCUCAGCAGCUUUGGUUUCAGCACACUUCUUCGAGACUGCAGAAAAUAUACAGCAGCAAGCCAGAGGCACAAAAGGGUGCUGCCCCUGGGCUUGCCUACUUCCAUAUUCCGUUGCCCGAGUAUGCAAGCUUCGACUCGACAAACUCGAGCGGUGUGAAGCAGGAAGGCAUCAGCUCUGCGACGGUGAACUCUGGAUUUUUCACGACGAUGGUGGCAGCAGGGGACGUGAAGGCAGUUUUUACAGGGCACGAUCACCUCAACGACUUCUGCGGCGAGUUGAGGGGCAUACAUCUGUGCUACGCGGGGGGGUUCGGAUAUCAUGCGUAUGGGAAGGCUGGAUGGUCUCGCAGGGCGAGAGUAGUGUUAGCUUCCCUUGAGAAAACACAGAAAGGAUCGUGGGGAACACUUAAGGCUAUCAAGACUUGGAAACGUCUCGACGAUAAGAAGCUUAGUGUCAUCGAUGCUCAGGUGCUGUGGAGCAAGAGCUCCACCACUAAGCAAACAGAUUGAUUACACUCUUUGUAGGUUCAACUUUUUCACUUAUUUAUUAUAGUAAUUCAAACAUGGGAUAUACCUCACUUGCAUGGAAUCUUUGGUGUGUCAGGUGUGUCAUACUUUGAAAAAAAUUUAGUUAACCAAGGUAUUAAUUGGAUCUACAUA